Molecule: messenger RNA, 2392 nt
Organism: Octodon degus (degu)
Lineage: Eukaryota; Metazoa; Chordata; Mammalia; Rodentia; Octodontidae
Gene: Trim7
Product: tripartite motif containing 7
Exons: 7
Molecular function (GO): zinc ion binding; protein binding
Source: RefSeq, a predicted model, not a curated record
GUGGCCACGCUGCUCCGGCGCUUCAGCCUGCCCGCAGCCGCGCCGGGGAAGCGCAGCCCUCCGGAGGCCGCGGCCGCCGCCCGCUGCCCGCUGCACGCGGAGCCGCUCAAGCUCUACUGCCAGGACGACGGCUGCGCCAUCUGCGUGGUGUGCGACCGCGCCCGCGAGCACCGCGCGCACGCAGUGCUGCCCCUGGACGAGGCGGUGCAGGAGGCCAAGGAACACUUGGAUUCCAAGUUGAGGGUCUUGAAGAAAGAUCUGGAGGACUAUGAGGUGUUCCGGUCUACGGAAGAGAAGGAAAGCAAGGAGCUACUGAAGCAGAUGGCAGCAGAGAGAGAGAAGAUAGGGGCAGAGUUCCAGACACUGCGGGCCUUCCUGGUGGAACAGGAAGGCCGGCUCCUGGGCCGCCUGGAGGAGUUGUCCCGGGAAGUGACCCAGAAGCAAAAUGAGAAUCUGGCCCAGCUGGGAGGCCAGAUCACUCAGCUCUCCAAGCUCAGCAGCCAGAUCCAGGAAACAGCUCAAAAGCCUGACCUUGACUUCCUCCAGGAAUUCAAGAAUGCACUAAGCAAGUGCAGCAAUGUGCCUGCCCCCAAGCCAACCACAGUUUCCUCUAAGAUGAAGAAUAAAGUCUGGAAUGUUUCUCUCAAGACCUUUGUCUUAAAAGGAUUGCUGAAGAAGUUCAAAGAGGACCUUCAAGGGGAGAUGGAGAAAGAGGAGAAAGUGGAGCUCACCUUGGACCCCAACACCGCCAACCCUCGUCUUAUCCUCUCUUUGGAUCUUAAGAGUGUGCGCCUUGGCCAUCGGGCUCAGGACCUGCCCAGUCACCCUCACCGCUUUGACACCAAUACUCGUGUCCUGGCAUCCUGUGGUUUCUCCUCUGGGCGUCACCACUGGGAGGUAGAAGUGGGCUCCAAGGACGGCUGGGCUUUUGGUGUGGCCCGUGAGAGUGUGCGCCGCAAGGGUCUCACGCCCUUCACCCCAGAGGAAGGUGUCUGGGCGCUGCAGCUCAACAACGGGCAGUACUGGGCGGUCACCAGCCCUGAGCGGACACCCCUCAGCUGUGGGCACCUGUCACGUGUGCGGGUGGCCCUGGACCUGGAGGUGGGGGCUGUGUCCUUCUAUGCUGUGGAGGACAUGCGCCACCUCUAUACCUUCCGAGUCAACUUCCAGGAGCGUGUGUUGCCCCUUUUCUCAGUCUGCUCCACUGGUACCUACUUGCGGAUCUGGCCUUGAAGGAGGAGAGCCUCCAGGGAGGAGCGUGCAUCAGUUGUGUGUGAACUCUUCUCCUCCUACUCUCAGUCUUGGGCCUGCCCGCCCCACUCCUGCUCCAGGCUGCCCUACAGAGCACAACAUGGGAAACAUGGAGAGUUGAUUGAUGGAGGUAAAGGCUCUAUGAUCAACUUAGUAGGGGAAGAGACGCCUUGGACUUUAGGGGCAGUUUUCCUCUCUAUUGCUGGACGUGUAAAUGUGGCCUUGAUUUUGAAGAUGUGGCUGAAGACAAAAUCCUUUGUUGGCAUGGGUGCUUCUUGUUACAUGAAACUUCCUGCUUGAUUUAUUUUAUUUUAUUUUUUGUGGAACCGGGGAUUGAACUUAGGCCCUUAAACUUGCCAGACAAGCUGCUAUUCUACUGAGCCAUCUCCCCAGCCCCCUUACUGCUUGAUUUAAAAAGUGUUCUGGUUGCAUGGAGUGAUGCCACACUGUGGCCCUGAUGCAAGGGGCAGGUUUGGCCCACGGUCAGCCAUGUUGAUUAUUACUUUGUCCUCUUGCCACCUCUGCUUUGAGAAUUCAUGAGAUCUCUGGCUGUAGCUGGCCUUGCACCUGGCUACCUACUAAGAAAAACACACUGUCCUCCUAGCUCAGUGUUCAGUCUGGUUAGAACUAGGAGACUCUUGACCCACAGAAGAAGGGAAGGGUGAGGACAACAGUUUAUGGGUGUUACUACUCUCCAGCACCGCUCAGCCUGAUAAUGCAGAGGGAUCUGUACAUUCUCGACCUGUGUUCUCACAGAUACCUAAACUUAUUUCUAGCAUCAGGGUACAGUCUCCUUGUGGUGAGGAAAUCAAAGGUUCUAGAAUUUUUAAACACAUGUUGGACACAGAUAAUUUCACAGAUACAACUAGCACUGGCACAGAAAGCCACAGAACCUAAACAUGCUCCCAACAGACUAUUGGAACUUGCCAAAUGCAUGCUAACAGUAGUUUCCUGGUGCCAAGGCCCGCCCCACCUGUGUCCAGGAGGGUGUUCAGCAGGUCAGCCUCAUUAUUUUCCUGGAUGAUGUUUCCCAGCCUCUGGAUGGCUGGGCUUAUGGGAGGGUGGUGGUGGUGGGUUGAACCCUCCUUAUUGCUUUCCUGGAAAGGGACACGGGGAGAUGGAAAUACAGAUUGUGUGCCCA